UAUAAAACGGGUGAGGAGCAACACUGGGCACUCUUCGGGCUGAAGGAGGGGUUCGCUGUUACUAAGUGCUUAGUGCUGCAACUGAAACUGGGAAAAAGAGAUGGCACCUGGCAAAAAGGGUAUCCUUGAGCGUCUGAAUGGAGGGGACGUGGUGAUUGGAGAUGGAGGCUUUGUCUUUGCUCUUGAGAAGAGGGGGUAUGUGAAGGCCGGGCCCUGGACUCCCGAGGCUACCGUCACACACCCUGAAGCUGUGCGUCAGCUGCACAGGGAGUUCCUAAGAGCUGGGGCCAAUGUCAUGCAGACCUUCACUUUCUACGCCAGUGAUGACAAACUGGAAAACAGGGGUCAGAGCUUAAAACUCACCGGGGUACAAAUCAACGAGGCUGCUUGUGACUUGGCAAGAGAAGUGGCCAAUGAGGGCGAUGCUCUGGUAGCAGGUGGAGUGUGUCAGACUCCAUCCUACCUGAGCUGCAAGAGUGAGACGGAGGUGAAGGCCAUCUUUAAGAAACAGCUGGAAGUUUUCCUGAAGAAGAAUGUGGACUUCAUGAUUGCUGAGUAUUUUGAGCAUGUGGAGGAGGCAGAGUGGGCCGUGCAGGUGUUGAAGGCCAGCGGAAAACCAGUUGCUGCCUCUAUGUGCAUCGGACCAGAGGGAGACAUGCACGGCAUCUCACCUGGAGAGUGUGCCGUCAGACUGGUGAAGGCUGGUGCCCAAAUUGUGGGAGUCAACUGCCACUUUGACCCCAUGACCUGUGUGAAAGCUGUCAAGAUGAUGAAGGAGGGAGUGGAGAAGGCUGGGCUGAAGGCUCACUACAUGGUGCAGCCCCUGGCUUUCCACACACCUGACUGUGGCUGUCAGGGAUUCAUUGACCUGCCAGAGUUCCCCUUUGCCCUUGAGCCCAGGAUCCUGACCCGCUGGGACAUGCACAAGUACGCCAGAGAGGCCUACAAGACUGGCAUCCGCUUCAUUGGUGGCUGCUGUGGGUACGAGCCUUAUCACAUCAGGGCCAUUGCAGAGGAGCUGGCAACUGAGAGAGGGAUAAAGGCCCCUGGCUCAGAAAAACAUGGAAUGUGGGGUGCUGGUCUUGAGAUGCACACCAAACCCUGGGUCAGAGCCAGGUCCACUCGUGCAUACUGGGAGAAUAUCUCCCCUGCGUCAGGUCGUCCUAAGUGCCCAUCCCUGUCCACACCAGAGGGCUGGGGUGUGACCAAAGGCCACGCUGAUCUGAUGCAGCACAAAGAGGCCACCAGCACCCAGGAAAUGAAGCAUGUGUUGGAGAUGCAGAAGAAGGCCAAGACCUCUGCAUGAGCGAAAUAGAGCGUGAAAAGCAAAGACUGCCAUCAUCUUGACUGUCAACAAUAGAAGGGGAUGAGGGGCUGGAUGUUUUCCCAGUUUGGUUCAGUAAUAAAAGCACUUGUACCAGCGAUGCUCCAGACGUGGAGCAUUACUAUGUAAACCCCAAACAAUAAACCUCAGUUUGUUACUGAA
Notolabrus celidotus (New Zealand spotty) is the source of this 1486-nucleotide messenger RNA. Its product is annotated as betaine--homocysteine S-methyltransferase 1-like. The record is from RefSeq and is a predicted model, not a curated record. Gene Ontology annotation, molecular function: zinc ion binding; betaine-homocysteine S-methyltransferase activity. Bases 101 to 1306 code for a protein of 401 amino acids. NCBI's taxonomy places the organism in Eukaryota, Metazoa, Chordata, Actinopteri, Labriformes, Labridae. The transcript is spliced from 8 exons.